Molecule: messenger RNA, 1044 nt
Organism: Penicillium manginii
Lineage: Eukaryota; Fungi; Ascomycota; Eurotiomycetes; Eurotiales; Aspergillaceae
Product: MBL fold metallo-hydrolase
Exons: 4
Coding region: 1-1044 (347 amino acids)
Source: RefSeq, a predicted model, not a curated record
AUGGCCCCUUUCGACCAACCUUCCUAUUUGUUUCCCUCCUCGACCGCAACUGUGACGACCAAGGUGCUUGAUACCACCCUACAAAUGAUUUGUGACUCGGAUGCAUUUAUAGAGCCAUCAUUUUCUGGAAGCGACUCUACCAUGAGAAUGCGAACAAUCUGCUUCCUUGUCGAGAAUAAACCUCAAGGGAAACGUGUCUUAUUCGAUUGUGGUUCUCGUCAAGACCCUGAAAAUGGUGCACCGUACACCCAAAAGAUGAUUCGCGAUCAUGUCAAUUGGUUCAAAGUGGAAAAGGGUGUCGAUGCCGUUUUGGAAGACGGUGGAUUUGAUUUGAAAGACUUAGAUUCAAUCAUCUGGAGCCACUGGCACUGGGAUCAUAUUGGGGAUAGUACUCGCUUUGACAAAACCACGGAAAUUGUGGUUGGUCCAGGCUUCACAGAUGCUUUCGUCCCUGGAUGGCCGGAAAAUCCAAACGGUCGCAUACUCGACAGCGAUAUCCGAGAUCGAAAGUUGCGUGAAAUUACAUUUACUCAUGAGAUUGCGGGCUUCAAAGCACACGACUUUUUUGGUGAUGGUUCUUUCUACUUGCUGGAUGUUCCGGGGUAUGCUGUUGGACAUAUAUGCGGUCUUGCAAGAACUACCCCGUCCAUAUUCGUGUUUAUGGGCGGAGAUUGCUGUCAUUUCGCGGGCACUUUCAGACCAUUCAACCAGGCACCUGCAUGCCCUUGUGCAGGCCACGAUAAGGAGGGCCAAAGGGAUCACUUUUUCCAAGUUUCAACUGGUCCUAAAAGUGCAUACUCAGACCCGAAGGUUGCACAGCAAAGCGUCGACAAGUUGAAAUGUUUGGAUGCAGACCCCAAUGUAUUCAUUUGCCUGGCGCAUGACAACGUCCUCCUUGAUACUCUUCCUUUGUAUAAUUUGAGCCCCAAGGAAAGUAUAAAUGAGUGGAAAGCUCAAGGCUACAAGGACAAGGCAUUUUGGGGUUUUGUUGGGGAUAUGAAAGGAGGACAUGGAAAUAGAGAGGGACAUUGGAAAGAGCACUGA